Molecule: messenger RNA, 4848 nt
Organism: Brassica napus (rape)
Lineage: Eukaryota; Viridiplantae; Streptophyta; Magnoliopsida; Brassicales; Brassicaceae
Exons: 3
Coding region: 1-4848 (1615 amino acids)
Molecular function (GO): catalytic activity
Source: RefSeq, a predicted model, not a curated record
AUGAAGAAGAAAAAGCCGCCUAAAGCUCGCUCGCCUCCGUCGAAGUCAAUUACUUCGAACCCGCCCAAGUCAAACCCCCCCGUUGCUUCGGCUUCCUCCGAUAGCUCGCCCCCUUCGUCUGAAUCUUCUCUUAGGCCAUCGAUCUCUGCAGAUCUGGUGAUUGAAGAGAGCUUGCCUCACCCUGAAGUAGUGACAAACAAAAUUGCUGAGCCUGUGAUCGCUGUAACGGCGGAUCCGGCUCAGUCACCUCCUCCAGCUCCGGUCGCAACUAAGGAGAAGGCUCCGCCUGUGGGUCAUCAGCAGGAAACAGCUCAUGUGAAGCUUGGUGGUACCAAUGUUCCUGUUGCUGAUAAAUGGGUCUCGUCUGUAAAAGGAACAACAAAAGUUUUGCGGAAGAGAGAUGAAGGCUUCACUCUGCCGUCUGGUGAAGCGUGUGUCAAGAUUCCUAACUCAGUUAUUGAGAGGAACAAGAAGUCGUGGGAGUGUUUUGUUAUCGGUCAGUUCUAUAUAGAACCACCAUCACAAGGAACUAUCCACAACAUAGUCAAUGGAAUUUGGAGCAGGAACUACAGGGAUAUUGUUGUCUCUAAGAUGGAAGGAAAUGCGUUUCUGUUCAGAAUACCAAAUGCGGCCACAAGAAAUAGAGUUCUGACCCAAAGAUUAUGGCUAAUCGAAGGGCAAACAAUGUUUGUGGCAAAGUGGGAACCUGGCGUAACCCUAGAGAAACCUGAACUCACUUCAGCCCCUAUCUGGCUUGAGCUUCGGAAAGUGCCAUUUCAGUUCUUUAAUGAAGAGUGUUUAGAGCGGAUUGCCAGUCUUGUUGGUGAACCAAAACUUCUUCAUCCCGCAACAGCAAACAAGACGAACCUUGAGGUGGCAAAGAUUUUCACUUUGAUUGACCCUAGGAAACCCCUCCCUGAAGCAGUUAACGUUCAAUUUGAUUCAGGGGAAAUUUGCAGAGUCUUGGUCUCAAGCCCAUGGAUGCCUCCAGUGUGCUCUUUCUGCAAAGAAAUAGGUCACACACUGAAGCGAUGCAAAGUGGCACCCAUCGCCUGUGGCCCGUGCAAGUCAACAACUCACGGCCCUGAGACCUGCCCUAAAUCGAAACUGCUUCUAGGUACUGGAAGGAAAACCCGGAGAAGCAGAGGUAGGUCGAAGUUGAUCCCAAGACAGAAUGUGCCUCCGAUUUACAGAGUGUUGGAGAAACCAGUUGCUACCCCGCAAUAUCAGAAACUGAAUGAAUGUAGUGAAGUACUCAGUGGAGAGACAAGCAAGUCCAUGGAUAACCAACACAAAGACCUCUUGGAAAAGGCAAAGGGAAAGAACCAGAAUCCUGAAAAUCUACCUUUACCAUCUUCGGGCGUCGAAGAAGACUCAUCUGAUGUUGUUUCUACAGAUUCUGAACUAGAGGAGGGUCAGAUCUCAGAGAAAGAGGAGUGGCAGGUUCAGCUGCUGUCAAAAUCUUUGCAACAAAUCACCUGUGAAGUUAAAUUGCCAGAUACAGUUCAACCUUUUGUGGCUACGAUUGUGUAUGGAGCUAACUGUGCUGACACAAGAUCAGCAUUAUGGAUGGAGCUUAUGGUAUUAUCAACUGACAAUGCUAUUGAGGGAAAGCCUUGGAUUGUGUUAGGUGACUUCAACCAAACUGCGUCGCCACAGGAACACUCCCACCCUCCAUCCUUGAAUUUUGACAGUAAGAUGAGGGAUUUAAAUGACUGUCUUGUGGAGGCUGAACUAGAAGAAUUAGUGUAUCAUGGAAGCUCCUUUACGUGGUGGAAUAAGCAGAAAAGAUCUCCUAUAGCCAAGAAGCUGGAUAGGGUUUUAGUCAAUGAUUUGUGGGGUGAUACAUUUUCUGAUUCCACAGCACACUUUGACAAUCCAGAUUUUUCGGAUCAUGCUUGCGCUUUAGUCAGCCUCGACCCUCACUCUGCAAGAAGAAAGAAGCCAUUCAAGCUCUAUAACUAUCUCCUACAGAAUGAUGACUUUGUUGAUCUGGUGACACUUGAAUGGUUUUCCUUAAAUGUGGUAGGUUCUGCGAUGUUCAGAGUAUCAAGAAAGCUGAAGCUUUUGAAAAAGUGUAUCCGUGAAUUCAGCAAAAGCAACUACUCUGAUCUUGAAAAACGAGUACAGGAGGCACACACCAUUGUUCUAGAGAAGCAGAAUUUAAUGCUCUCCAACCCAUCUGUUCUCAAUGCCGAGACUGAGCUGGAUGCCAUUCUUAAAUGGCAAGAGCUGGUAGCAGCGGAGGAAGCCUUCCUAUUCCAGAGAGCUAGAAUUUUGUGGUUACAAAUGGGUGAUGCGUGUACGGCUUAUUUCCACAGAAUGGUAGCCUCCCGUAAAGCCAUUAAUCACAUUCAGUCCCUUGUUGAUGAUGCCGGAAUUACUUAUGAGACACAAGAAGAUAUUGAGAGUCAUUGCGUGGAUUACUUCACUAGCUUCCUUGGUGGUGAGCAAAGUCCUCAGCAAUUCAUCCAGGAGGAUUUGAAUCUGCUGUUCAACUUCAGUUGCUCGGCAAAUCAAAAGGAAACUUUUUCAAAAAUGUUUACGAGACAGGAAGUUAGAGACGCUUUCUUCUCUCUGCCAAAAAAUAAAACGAGUGGUCCGGAUGGCUUUAGUGCUGAAUUCUUUACUUCUUUAUGGAAUGUGGUUGGUACAGAAGUUACAGAUGCGGUCCUGGAGUUCUUCACUUCAGGCUCUCUUUUGAAGCAGUGGAAUUCUACAACAAUUGUACUGAUCCCGAAGUUGGUUAAUGCAACGAUGGUAAAGCAGUUUCUCCCUAUCUGUUGCCUUAACACAGUGUAUAAGGUUAUCUCAAAACUGUUGGCUACCAGAUUGAAGGAAGUGCUACCUCAGAUAAUCUCACAAGCCCAGUCAGCAUUCCUCCCAGGUCGUUUGCUAGCUGAGAACGUCCUAAUGGCAACGGACCUUGUCAAGGGUUACAACACUAACAACGAUCAGCCUAGAGCAAUGUUAAAGGUGGACUUGAGUAAAGCUUUUGACUCCAUUCGCUGGGAUUUCAUCUUGGGCACACUUCGAGCUCUCUCAAUUCCUGAGAUUUUUAUAAAUUGGAUUUCUCAAUGCAUCACCACGCCCACGUUCACCAUAGCUGUGAAUGGAGUUUCAUCUGGCCACUUCUCUAGCUCUAAAGGAAUUCGUCAAGGCGACCCGAUGUCUCCGUAUCUCUUCGUAUUAGCAAUGGAAGCUUUCUCACGUCUGCUCCAAUGUCGCUACGAUGAAAACAUCAUUUUGUAUCAUCCACACACUGCUCAGCUAAAACUCACUCAUUUAAUGUUUGCGGAUGACGUAAUGGUUUUCUUUGACGGAAGCUGCAACUCUUUACACAGGAUUAAUGAAUGUCUAUAUCAUUUCGCUUCUUGGUCAGGUCUGCACACAAAUACUGCCAAGACUGAACUCUUUCAUUCGGGACUGAACGUAGAUGAAGCUGAAGACUUGGCGUGUUUCGGGUUUCCAAUAGGCUCAUUACCUAUCAGAUACCUUGGGUUGCCCCUGAUGAGCAGGAAAUUAAAAAUUUCAGAGUAUGAACCGCUACUCAUCAAGCUUCGUCUCGUUUUCAGAUCGUGGGCUGUCAAGUCUCUUUCAUUUGCGGGGAGGUUACAACUGAUAUCCUCAGUCAUCAAUGGUAUAGUUACAUUUUGGAUAUCGACGUUUAUUCUCCCAAAAGGUUGCAUUAGAAGGAUUGAGUCUCUCUGCUCUAGAUUCCUAUGGUCUGGUAAUACUGAUAUUGUGGGGAGAGCAAAAAUUGCUUGGGAAACAGUUUGCCUUCCCAAAAGCGAAGGUGGACUUGGUCUUAGAAGUUUCUACCACUGGAACAGGGUCUUAUGCCUGCGUUUUCUGUGGCUCCUCCUCUCAGACAGCAAAUCGUUAUGGGUGACUUGGCAUAAAGAGUUCCAUUUGAAAGGGAAAAGCUUAUGGGCAGUGGAAGAAAAUGCGCUAGACUCUUGGGCUUGGAAGCAAAUUUUAAAACUGAGGCAUGAAGGUAUCAGGUUCUCCACACCAAUUUUAGGAAAUGGCAAUUCCAUCAGUUUUUGGUUUGAUCCAUGGACGCCACUUGGUCAGCUCAUUAAAUGGAUUGGUCCUGCUGGUCUUGCUCAGUUGCGCAUUCCCCUCCAUGCAAAGGUUUCUAAAUCUUACACCACGACGGGUUGGUCUCUUCCAUCUCCACGAUCAGAACCUUCGGUUAGCUUCCAUAUCUUUCUCUCCACCAUCCCGCUGCCGCAACAGACAGACCCUGAGGACUCUUUUGAUUGGUGUGUGGAUGGAAAAAGUAUUAAUUUGGGUAAUAAAUAUCCAGCAUCGAAGAUGUGGGAAGUGUUAAGACCAAGAAAUGAGAUACAACAAUGGGCUGAUCUUGUCUGGUUCAAAGGAGCUACCCCUAAAAAUGCUUUUAAUUUCUGGGUUGCAAAUGCUGAUAGACUGCCCACAAGAUCAAGGCUUGCUUCAUGGGGUCUGCAGGUCCCUUCAACUUGUACUUUCUGCUCCACAAUGGAGGAGACUCGCGAUCACUUGUUCCUAUGUUGUUCUUUCAGCAGGGAAGUUUGGAACCUGACUAUAUCUAGGCUAGCGCCUAUCUCUCGGUUCGGCUCGUGGGCUGAACUACUGUCUUGGAUCAGGCAGUCUUCAACUACUGCUCCCUCCAUCCUAAGGAAAUUGGCGGCUCAGUCCACAAUCUACAAUCUAUGGAGGCAGCGGAACAACAUCAUCCACAACAAAGGUUUACUCCCUCCUGCCACGAUUCACAAGCUGAUCGACAAGGAAGUAAGGAACUCUAUCACUGCAAGGAAGCACAGGAAGCAGUUUGGAAAUUUGAUGUCUUUAUGGCUUAGAUAA